AGUGAGUGAGGAUGUAGGCUGUCCUGUCUCCGGAGUAGGACCGGCGUCGCUCAGCCCACUGCAGCCGCGGUAGGCUACUUCCGUUCCGCAGAGGGCGACAGGCACCAGCCUCGACUGUGGCGGAGGUCCAGACACAAUAGAGUGGGUCCCGGCUCUUCUCCAACCCAAACCGGUAUGUCGGAUGAGGAUUCCCGUGCCAGCACCAGCUCUUCCUCGUCGCCGCCUUCCUCGAGCCAAACCAGACAGAGGGACACGCCUUGCAAGAAGAAACGGGAGAGCAAAGCCAGCAUGAGCAAGACCUCCAAGCUGCUUUCCACCAGCGCCAAAAGGAUUCAGAAAGAGCUGGCUGACAUUACACUGGACCCUCCACCAAACUGCAGUGCUGGCCCCAAAGGAGACAACAUCUAUGAGUGGCGGUCGACCAUCCUGGGACCACCUGGCUCCGUGUAUGAGGGGGGCGUCUUCUUCCUGGACAUCGCCUUCACCCCGGAUUACCCCUUCAAACCGCCCAAGGUAACGUUCCGCACGAGGAUCUAUCACUGCAACAUCAACAGCCAGGGCGUGAUCUGCCUGGACAUCCUGAAGGACAACUGGAGCCCGGCGCUCACCAUCUCCAAGGUGCUGCUGUCCAUCUGCUCCCUGCUCACAGACUGCAACCCAGCCGACCCCCUGGUGGGAAGCAUCGCCACCCAGUACACGACUAACAGAGCGGAACAUGACCGAACAGCCAAACAGUGGACAAAGAGAUACGCCACAUAGAGCCAGCGCCGAGGACGGCAGCGGGAGGAGGAGGAGGAGGAGGAGGAGGAAGGGCGGGGCGGGGGGGGCUCACGGGUGUUUGUGUUGGGCGGUUAUUUCUAUCUCAGAUUUUUAGUACUUUAUUGUCUGGUAUAUUUUUUGCUUCCUGAUUAAGUUAUCUCCACAAAUAUGGUAAUAAAGGAACACAAUGGAA
Messenger RNA from Salarias fasciatus (jewelled blenny), 952 nucleotides. RefSeq names its product ubiquitin-conjugating enzyme E2 E1. The coding region runs from base 175 to 759 and encodes 194 amino acids. NCBI's taxonomy places the organism in Eukaryota, Metazoa, Chordata, Actinopteri, Blenniiformes, Blenniidae. The record is from RefSeq and is a predicted model, not a curated record. The transcript is spliced from 6 exons.